Molecule: messenger RNA, 240 nt
Organism: Letharia columbiana
Lineage: Eukaryota; Fungi; Ascomycota; Lecanoromycetes; Lecanorales; Parmeliaceae
Exons: 1
Coding region: 1-240 (79 amino acids)
Biological process (GO): anaphase-promoting complex-dependent catabolic process
Cellular component (GO): anaphase-promoting complex
Source: RefSeq, a predicted model, not a curated record
AUGCUCCGCCGCAAACCCACAACCAUAACCCUCACGACCGAAGACGUCGCCGCCUACGACGACGCCCGCGCCGCCACCAACAACCGGCAGGAGAACGUGAAGCCGACGGACGGCGACGGCAAGGUGGAUCCGAACGAUGAGCUGAAGCCGCUGCCGGGGGAUCGGCCGCGGGUGCGGAGUGGGGUGGGGUCUGCUUCGGGGGUGGGGACGGGGAGGGAGGAGAGGAUUGUGGGGCGGUGA